Molecule: messenger RNA, 1042 nt
Organism: Linum tenue
Lineage: Eukaryota; Viridiplantae; Streptophyta; Magnoliopsida; Malpighiales; Linaceae
Source: the annotation of a GenBank genome assembly
UGUGGGGACUGUUUGGUUAGCUACAAGAGGAACACGAAAGCAAAGAAUGGAGCGUGUGACGACAAAAGAUGAUCGCAUUUCUCAUUUCUGGGUAACGUAAACCAGAGGAAGAGGAAAACACAGUGCUCUUAUAUAGUUUUUUCCCCCCUUCUCUUCUCUUAUGGUAGCUCGAAACCAACUCUCCGCAGCUCCAUUCCCUUCUCUCUUUCUGUAUUGAGUAAUUCCUACCUCCCUCGUGAAACCCAACUGAAAAAGAACCCAACUUUUGAAAAACCCACCUGAUGUUGCUUAGAAACCCAAUUUCCAACACGAAACGCUUCUUCCAGCGAACCUUACAAAGCGUCAAGUCUCUCUUCUCCGCCGGCAGCUCCAAUGCUGACUACCACAAGAUCCCCAAGACCCCGCCUUUCGCCGCCAUGGACAAGACAUCCGGCGUCGGAGGAAGCUUCGGCAGACGAAGGAGCAAGGACGGGUUCGACAGGCUGUACGUGGACUACAGCGACCGGUGGGAGAAGAAGAAACCAGCCGAAACGAGGACCGUUAAUGACAGAGAAGGAAACUGUUCGACGAAAUGCCCCAGAGAGGGCCAGGCGAGGCUGAAGAGCAAGAGGUAUCAAGCGAGAUCAACAUCGCUGCCCAAGACGGGACAUGGUGGCGGCGGUGAUGAUAAUGGAGCGGAGAAGCUCUCGUCGAGGGAGGAAAGGAGCUGGCUUGUGGCGCGGAAGCUGAAAGAGCUCCAGAUGAUGGAUAUGGGCGAUGUGGAUCAUGUUCUCGACAUCGAGGAAGUGAUUCACUACUACUCUCGACUCAGCUGCCCUGAAUAUGUCGAGAUCGUCGACAAGUUUUUCAUGGAUGUUUAUGCCGAGUUCUUCUCUCCGGCGGCCGCCACUCCGGCGAGUGUCAAUUCGAGAUCGAGGUCCAGCCGGCUGCUGCGGUCGUAAUGAGAAGUCGUGGGAGAGCUUUCCUGUCAUGUUCUUGUGUCAUCGUUGAAGGACUGAUGACUUCAUUGUAGUUUGCUUUUCUCUGUUCUUAAUUUCAUUUC